AUGGAAAUGGAUGAUGAAGCGACAUACACACAUUUCGCCCAUCGGGAGGCUUUCUUUGACUUAUUCAACAAGUUUCUGGAAUGCCGUCUGGAUGAGGCUCUGGUAGAACAAGUUCAGUCGGACAGCGAGGAACGCUUGGUAGAGUCGAUUGGAGCGAUCCUGGAUCUUUACCUACCCCUGCCGACUCUGCUGGAUCCCCAUCUAGAUGCGAUCGUCCCGCCACUAUUUCAACUGUUGCGUCAACAUCUUGCUAGCAGGUUGGAGAAUGAUGAACAACAAUCCAAGAGACCGCAUAUCACCCUGGUUCUGUCAUCCGAAGCACGGUUGGCAAGGGUUGGAAAGGUGAUCAACUGGGUGGUCAAAGUGAGAGGCCGGAAAGCAGUCGUAUCUCACUUGCCAUCCGAGGUGCAUAACCUUCCUCUUCUCUUGCGGCUAUUUUCGCGCUCGCCAACCGGGACUCUUUACCAUCCGAUGAUAUCAGCACCGACAUCGUGGGAACUCCGGUCAAUAUUGUUACUAUGGCUGAGCCUUCUGAUGACCGUACCCUUCAACCUAUCGGCCUUCGAUGAAUCCAUUGCAAGCGGGUCUCCAGAAGGGAUCUCUCGGACGGCGACCAAAGUGCAGGACCUCUGCUAUCCGCUGCUGUAUAAGCCUUCCAAAGAGGGCGAAUACGCUGCCUUAGCUUUGGCGAGGCUAUAUGCCCGGCCGGACUGCAGGAAUGGCCUGCAGCCGUUUCUCGCUUGGAUUCGUUCCGAACUAGAGAAACAGGAUGGGCAGGAUGAUGGACUUGAAGCGAUCUUUCUGGUCAAUGUUCUGGCUUUCCUGUCCAUCAUUCCCGGCUUGCUGCCUUCGGAUUCGCUCCACGACAAGUUACAAGACUUAAGGCAAUUUCACCAAGAGGUUUUGCAUCCACGAUUUGAACAUGACCAGGGUGUUUCUGCCUCUUCGAGCCUUCUCCGCAAGAUGGCCGUUAAAUCAGAAGGUCGAUGGUGGAUGAUCAAGCUGGGUUCGAACAGGCCGACGGAAAAGCGAUCGGUCAAAAUAGUAACAGGGGGAUCUUCUGGCCCAACCGACGUACUUCGUUCUUUGGACCACCGGGUUUGGAAACGCCAAGACCUGAAUGACGACGCUGAUUUCGAGCCGCCAGAAGGUUUCGAGGAGGAGAUAGAAAGUCUUUUGCAAAGCCUUUCAGAUAAAGAUACUAUCGUCCGGUAUUCUGCGGCGAAAUACGUGGCUCGUUUGGCAUCGGUACUACCUCAAGAUCUGUCAACACAGAUCAUAGAGGCGGUUAUCGAUUUGUUCAACGGGUCGGAAUUUGAGCCUGUGGCAGAGACCGACCGGGGGAGGAUCUUGGACCCGGGCGGUGGAUCUCGCGGUGAUGCGAGAUGGCAUGGGGUCUGUCUCGCGUUAGCCGAGACAGCGCGAAGAGGCCUGAUCGAUGAAGAGCGCCUCACUGAGAUGUUGCCAUGGGUCAUCAAGGCUCUCACUUUCGAUAUCAAGCGAGGGGCACAUUCUGUAGGGUCAAACGUGCGGGACGCUGCAGCGUACUUGAUCUGGUCGUUGGCGCGCGCAUCCGAUCCUCACAGCAUGCGGCCCUUUGCUCGAGAGAUCGCUAUCAAGUUGGUCGCAGUAGCCUGCUUCGAUCGGGAAGUUGGGAUACGAAGAGCAGCAAGCGCUGCUUUCCAGGAGCACGUCGGACGUAUGGGCCUCCUCCCUCACGGCAUCGACGUCCUUCGCAAAACGGACUUUUACUCUGUCAGCGUAAGGCGUUCAGCAUUCUUAACGGCAGCGAUAGAAGUCGCUCAGCACGAUGCUUAUCGGUCUGCUUUGAUCGACUGUCUGCACUACACUACGCUCCGUCACUGGGACCCUGCAAUACGGACAUUGGGAGCCUCAUCAUUAAGGGAGAUGUGCAAGAUCAAGCCGCGAGAGGCCGCAGGUCAUUCGGCGAUCGAUAUCGAGAUCGCUCACCUGAGCUCAGUCGAUCCUAACAAUAUCCAUGGCGCUCUUGCCGCGUUGACCGAGCUAGCGGGCUUGUACAACUCGGAAGAAGAAACGCUGACAAAGAUUCUAGGUAGCGUGCAAACGAUACGGGCAUCUGCUUGGCUAACGUUCGGCUCGGACCUACUUCUGGAAGCUGCUGCGAGUUGCAUAGUCGCAACAGCAUGUGCGCUAUCUACUGGGUCGCCAGAUAUCAAGACGGUCUGCAUGAAGAUCGUGCAUUUGGGCAUGCAAAACAAGAAGGAAAACGUUCAGGCCGCCGCAGCAGAAGCAUUUGGCGCUUUCAGCCGAUAUCAAGACUGCACACAGGAAAUCACGAAAUAA
Molecule: messenger RNA, 2325 nt
Organism: Filobasidium floriforme
Lineage: Eukaryota; Fungi; Basidiomycota; Tremellomycetes; Filobasidiales; Filobasidiaceae
Product: armadillo-type protein
Exons: 10
Coding region: 1-2325 (774 amino acids)
Biological process (GO): microtubule cytoskeleton organization; tubulin complex assembly; post-chaperonin tubulin folding pathway
Molecular function (GO): GTPase activator activity; beta-tubulin binding
Source: RefSeq, a predicted model, not a curated record